Molecule: messenger RNA, 10417 nt
Organism: Mya arenaria
Lineage: Eukaryota; Metazoa; Mollusca; Bivalvia; Myida; Myidae
Product: membrane progestin receptor beta-like
Exons: 2
Coding region: 97-1119 (340 amino acids)
Cellular component (GO): membrane
Molecular function (GO): signaling receptor activity
Source: RefSeq, a predicted model, not a curated record
UGCAAAUCGGAAUCCAGUUCCGGGUUGCUGGGGAAGUUUCAUUUCGGCAAAAUAUUUUGCAUAAAUUAUUCAACAGCAAGUAUUGCAAUUCAGACUAUGCCGAUCCAGAGACUUAUCCAGAAGUACCCAGCUCCUGGGCACAAAGAUGACAUGCCAUUACUUUUCCAUGAGCCCCACGUUGAGACUGGCUUUCGACACAUCCACCAACCAUGGCAUUACUACCUCCUUAGUCUCUUCCAACGACACAAUGAGUGUAUGAAUGCCUGGACACACCUCAUUGGCUGCAUUGUGGCAAUUUAUCGCAUCCACAAAAUAUCCUAUGAAUUUAAUGCUUACAAUGAUCCAUGGAUGUACCCGAUGCUUGCUGGCUCGAUUACCAUGAUUAUCAUGUAUUUCUGCAGUUUUGCCGCCCAUACUUUCCACAACAAGUCUGAGCUUUGGCAUUACACUUGCUUCUAUAUUGAUUACUCAGGCAUUGGUGUGUAUGGACUUGGAAGCACGAUCAUCCACUACUUUUAUUGCACCCAUCCAAAUUUAACCGAAUCUUUUAUCUACAAAAUGGCAGUUCCAGUUGGUGUUAUUUUAUCUAUAAACGUUUGCGCUUGCUGUAGCAUAUCCAAAACAUUGUAUUCCCGGCCUUACCCAUUUACAAGGAAGAUUUGGCAACUGUCUUCUGUUCUGGGAAUCUACCUGUGGUUAAACAUUCCAAUUUUUCAUCGAAUGUACAUGUACUAUUGUACAGAUAGAGUAGAUCCAGAAAAGUGGGACCAAAGCUUUGACGACCACACACAACAGAUGAUUUGGUUUGUAACAGCUGGGUUUUUCUUUGGCUCAGAUAUUCCGCAACGAUUCUUUCCAGGAAAGUUUGACUUUCUCUUUCACAGUCAUCAAAUCUUCCAUGUAUUCAUCAUGCUGAUGAACUUCAAGCAAAUAGAUGGCAUGUAUAGCGACAUUCAUCUACACCUUGAGCGAAUAAAGAAAGUUGAAGAUGUACCAACUUUCUGGAAUACAUUUGGAGCUGUUCUUCUUGCCAUCACUGCAAAUAUCAUAGUUGUGUUAUUUUUCCAAGAAAAGGCUAAGGCAAGACUAAAACGAGAAUCUGAGGAAAGAGCAAAGUAGUUUAUACUGGCAGAUAGCGCUGGGAAAUUGUAUGCCAUUCUGUUAAUGUAUCCCUAAAAUCUCUGUCUUAAUGAUCUGUUUAAGUAAGCAGGACUAACUGUUUAUGUGGGUUAAAUUGAAACAGCUUUGAAAAUACAUUUCAUGUUUAAUAACAUGUUGUUGUUUUUUGUUGUUGUUGUUGUUGUUUUUAAUUUUGAGAGGCACAAUCUUAUACAUAUUCUAUUUUAUAUUGACUUGUUUAGAUAUAUAUUUAAAUGCUGUUAAUCAAUAGAUGUGGUCUGUGAUCUUUUCUUUAGAUGUACAAGUGUUUGUCACAUGGAAAAUAAAACUGACAUUAAUUAUCAGUCCCUGAUUUCCAAUAUACAUUAAGCCUAACAGGUUUAAGGAUCAUAUUUUAUUGUUCCAAAUUGCUUCCUAAAACUUGAUUUUAUUAACCAAAACAUUGUUUAUCAAAUGAAUAUCUAUUGAAUAAGACUCAAAACUCUCUAAAAUGAUAUACUGGCCCCAAUUCAGCGUACAUUUCAGUCCCUUAAAAGUCUGGAAUAAGCUCAGCACAAUUUUUUUUUCAUUCAAAAGGAAAUUGUCUGAUUUUUAUCACAAUCAAAUUUUUUAAAUUGUUAAGUCUCGUUUAUAUAAAUGUAUUUCAAAGUGUAUUUUGAAUGCUUUCAGACUGCAAUUCUGUAGUUAACAAUCAUUUUUGUUGUUGAAUUGGAUUUUGAUUGGAUCCUUAAUAUUCAUGUUCCAAUGCAUUUUCAAUGAAUGUUUGUUAUUGUAUGUUCACUGACAUAUCAACAUUUCAUGAAUAGACUUUUAUUAUUGGAAACUUGUAAUCCACACUUUUCCCUUUAUACAGCACAAUUCAGCACAUCUAUCCAUUGCAAAUCAAGUCUUUUUAUUCACUAUAUUUUUUAAAUGUAAAGUCUGUGCCACUACACACCGCUUAUGAUUUGCAUUUAAAGUGAAAGUAGGAUAAUUUUUCACAACCUUGACCUUGUUAUUUGAAACGUUUUACUAGUUUGUGUUGUCGAAAUUUUAGUGCCAUGUAUUUUGAAAUGUUUGAAUAUUGCAUUUUCAAAUCUAAAACAGUAGCAUAAUAAAUGUGUAGAUUAGUUUGUUUGUCACCGCAUGGCGCAUGCAGAAAUCCUGGAAAACCCCAAUGUUUAUGAAUUCCUAAUAAUGUUUAUUAGCCAGGUUUUUACAUAUUGAAACCUGGUUAUAAGAAUGAUGAACGUCGUUGUUCGGGCGGGCAGGCGGCCGGCCGGCGUCCAACUCGCCUAUGAAACCGAAUAAUUUCGGUAAAGGUUGACAUAUCUUGACCAAACUUGGUCUAUAAGAACAGUUUAUGGAUACCUUUCAUGAGAUUGGGGUCCCUAGAGUCAAGGUCAAGGUCACUGUUACUAAAAAUAGAAGAAUGGUUGAAACUGAAUAACUUUAGUUUUGGUUGACAUAUCUUGACCCAACUUGGUAUAAAGGAAAGGUUUAUGGAUACCUUUCAUGGGAUUGCGUUUGGGGUUCCUAGGGUCAAGGUCACUGUUACUAAAAAAAGAAAAACAGUUGAAACUGAAUAACUUUAGUUAGGGUUGACAUAUCUUGACCCAACUUAGUAUAAAAGAAGAGUUUAUAGAUACCUUUCAUAGGAUUGCAUUUGGGGUGCCUAGGGUCAAGGUCAAGGUCACUGUAACUAAAAAUAGAAAAACAGUUGAAACUGAAUUACUUUAGUCAGGGUUCACAUAUGUUGACGAAAUUUGGUAUAAAGGAAGAGUGUAUGGAGACCUUUCAUGGGAUUGCAUUUGGGGCCAUAGGGUCAAGGUCACUGUUACUAAAAAUAAAAAAAAACAGUUGAAACUGAAUAACUUUAGUCAGGGUUAACAUAUCUUGACCAAACUUGGUAUAUAGGAAGAGUUUAUUGAUACUUUUCAUGAGGUUGCGUUUGGGGUUCCUAGGGUCAAGGUCACUGUUACUAAAAAUAGAAAAACAGUUGAAACUGAAUAACUUUAGUCAGGGUUCACAUAUCUUGACCAAACUUGGUAUAUAGGAAAAGUUUGUGAACAAGUUCCUUUAAAAUCAUUUUCAUUUCCCAGCAACAGAGUUUGAUGAUUUACUAAAAUCACCGAUGAUAACAAUAUCUAUAAUUAUGUGCCAUGACAAAGUAACAUAAUCAUCUUUAUUUAUUGAUUAAACUUUCCCUUUAAUGUUCAUUUCCCCACUUAUGCAUGCUUCCUGUCUUCUGUGUAUAUCCUCUAACCAAAUUGGCCUGUUCUUAUACAUGUAUAAACACAACACACAAUAAAUCAACUGAAUUAUAAUUCUCACAACACAGGCUGAAGUUCUUCUGUCAAUCAUUGAAAACCUGGUUUCAUCGCAUUGCGGCGUUUCUUGUUUAUGUUAGUAUUAUAGCUGAUAGUCACUUUUAGCUUGACUCAAAGAUUAAGGAGAGCUAUACUACUCACCUUAGCAAUGGCGUUGGCAUAGGCCUCACACCUUGGUUAAGGUUUUGCAUGUUAGCACCUUCAAGUUAUUAUCUCAGCAAGUACAUCACUUGUUGCAUUGAAACUUUAGAUAAGAGUUUCCAACUAUACAACCUACUUGUACUUAAUUAAUAAAGUAAGCUUACAUUGUUUUGAAUACAAUGCAAGUUAUGGGCCUUUAUUAUUUGACUCAGAAAUUCUGGCUCAUGUAAGCACACAUAGGUUACAUAAUCUCAGCAACUACUCGCAUUGAGAUUAAUACACUACUCAAUGAUCAAAACAUAUUUAAACAAAGGAUGUUUGUCAAACAUUAUGACCCCCCACCCCCCCUGAGCGCCAUGUUGUCAGGAUUAAUAUGGACAUUUGAAUGAAAUAUGCAUGGACCGAAAUGACAGCUGAUUUGUCACUGACAUUGGAUGCUGUUAAGGCAAUUUGAAGAAUAUGACCAUUCAAGUGUGAGGAUAGAGUGUGUUAUGACCAUGACCUUUGACCUCAAAAUCCAUAGGAGUCAGCUGGUCACCGAAACCUAAAAAAAACACUAUGACCUUGACCUUUGGCCCGAUGACCCCCAAAAACAGGGGUCAUCUACUGGUCAGGCCCAACCUCCAAGUCAAGUAUGAGGGCCAUAGGUGCAUACAUUGUCGAGUUAUCACUCAGACGACCUUUUACCAUUCAAAGUCACAGUGACCUUGACCUUUGGCCUGAUGACUCCCAAAAACAAUAGGGGUCAUCAACUGGUCAGGCCCAACUUACAUAUCAAGUUUGAUGACCAUAGGUCUAGGCAUUGUUGAGUUAUCACUUGGACAAGCUUUAAAAUUAUUUAACCAUUUAAGGUCACUGUGACCUUUGACCCUAAAAUCAAAAGGGGUCAUCUUCUGGUCAAGCCCAACCGUCAUGUCAAGUUUGAUGACCAUAUGUCAAGGAAUUGUAGAGUUAUCACUCGGACAAGCUUUGGUCUACCGACACACUGACCGACCGACCAACAUGUGCAAAGCAAUAUACCCCUCUUCUUCGAAGGGGGGGGGGCAUAAAACUCAAGUUGGAUAACUCUUUUUUUCAUAUAAUAUAAAUUAUAGCCCUUUAUUAUUCAACUUAGAAAUUCUGGUUAAGGUUUUGCAUGUUAUCUAAUUUUACCAAAGCUUUGCAAGCUUUGCAACCCUUGAAAGCGGUGAAUAGUCUAGUGCACUUUCUCUGUGAUACCUCUUGUUCUUUUCCAUACUUCUUUCCAAGCUUUACUUACUAUUACCUCAGAAAGAAAAAAUACACAGUUUAUUUUAAUGCAUUUAUUGUAAAAUGUGUAUCAUUCUUUUGGAUAAAAUAUAUAUAUAGAUAUAUAAUAUAUUUCUUUUUGUUAAAUUGGUGUAUAUAUAUAUAUAUAUAUAUAUGUGUACCAAUUUAACCAAAUAAGACUAAGAUUAAGCACUUAUCUGUGUUGAACCUGAGUUCUGACUCAAGGUGAUGCUGAAUAUAGAAUACUGAAUAUGAGCCCUGCUUUGUUUCGAAAAUUAAUUUUAAAUGAUACAGUGGUAUGGUGUCCUGUCAAUUGUUUGGGUACAUAUUUCUCUACUGAUGUACAUUAAUUUAUUUUAAUUAUGCACUUCAAGAACUGAUAAAGGUUAAAAAAAAGACUACAAGUUGAUUUCAUCCUUCUCUGUCUCAAGCUUAUCCUCAUUUAUGUUAAUUGAAACAAGUUGAGGGUAUACUGAGCCUGAAACCUUGAGUAUAAUGAGAACAAUAACCACAAGUGUUAGUUGUACCUUGAUAUAUCUGGUUUAUUUUAGAUCUGUUAUAUUGGUGUUGUUAGAUGAUUUAUGUUAUCUUUAUUGUACAUGACUGUUUAUGUUGUAAUGUGGUACUAAAUUGUUGAGUAAUUUAUGAGAUAUUGACCAAGUAAAUGUUUUUAGUGUAUAUUCAAUGCUACCAGGUUUAUACAUUUAUAAUUAUGUUAUCUACUACAAUAAAUGUAAUGAUUAAAUCAUAUUAAAACCACCCUUGAUAAUAACCUACUUGGUUUAUCAGAAGAAUAUAUUCAAUGUUCAUACGAAUUUCAUCACCUUUGCUCAAAAACUCAAGUUUUCUUACCUCUUUUUGUGAAGUCCAUCUUCUCACAAAUUUGUAAAUCAUUGACCAUUUAACAUAUCCUGUGAAAGUUUUAGAGCAAUAUUCCACUUUCAAAUAUUGUCUGUUUAAAAAUCAAAUAUUGUCUGUUUAAAAAUCAAAUAUUGUCUGUUUAAAAAAAAGUGUCUAAAUGUUGCCCUAAUGUUACGAGUGCACUUCCGAAGGUUUUGCAAUUACAUUUUUAGCUCGACUAUUCGAAGAAUAUGGAGAGCUAUACUACUCACCCAAGCGUCGGCGUAGGCGUCACCCCUUGGUUAAGGUCUUGCAUGUUAGCACACAUAGGUUAAUAUCUCAGCAACUACUUGAUGUAUUGCAUUGAGACUUUAUACAAUGGUAUUCAACCACCCAAACUCAUUGAAUAACAAAGUUAGAUAAUUGUAUUUUGCAAAUAAUGGCCCUUUAUUAUUACACUUAAAAAUUCUGGUUAAAAUUUUGCAUGUAAUCACAUUUAUGUUAAUAUCUCAGCACAUUAUGUAUUGCAUUGAAAUCUAAUCUAACAGUGAUCCAUGCAUUCGCCAAAACUUUUUAAUCGUUACACUGAAAAGAGGCGGAAUAGUCGAGCGCGCUGUCUCUGUGACAGCUCUUGUUAAAUAAAUCCUUAGGCAUGUAAAUUACAACAUGCAGUUUAUAUUUUAUGAUAAUAUUGAUAACAAAUGAAAUUAAGGUACAUUAAAAUAAUAACUCCAAAAUUAACAUGUAAUAAUUGAUAUAUAUCUGUUUAAAAUGUUCUUGCAUUAAAGUUUAGUAAGUGUAGAAACUACUUUUAAGAAAAUAAAUAAUUUUGAGUUUUAAAGCAUUUCAUCGCAUGUAGUUAUUUAAAGUUUUAAUCUUAUUUAUUAUACAACAAUUGUGAAACAUGUUACAUAACAUUAUAUUAAUCACACUCGUGAUGUAACACGAGAGUGUGGUAUUUUGUUGUGGUGGAAACAGGAUCCUGGAGGAAAUCCACUUGUCCGGCUUGGUGACCAUGCACCCAGGACAGGAAUCGAACCUGGGCCGCCUAGGUGAGAAGCGAGUGCACUUACCACUGCUCUUACCCAACAUCCAAGAUUACUGAAAGAAGUCCAAGAAAGAUAAUCAAGAAAAUAAGAAAAUCAGUUUUUUUGCCACUCCUGUACAAUUCGGAAAAUAAAUUGUUCUGAUUCUUAUUGGGCCAAGGUGAUGCUUUGUGCAAUGGUAUCAUGUGACUAGUGACUCCCUUCAUUGUUUGCGGUCAUGAAUAUAUUUAUAAGGGUGGUAUGGCGUCAUGUCAAUUGUUUGAUCACUUUAAUAUUAAAUAUACAGUAAGCUCAUUACCUGUAUAUUUAAUAUGUGCUGAGCAACCUAAACUGAUAUGGGCUUCAUUUUCUUCAUUAAUGUGAAUACAUUUUGGUAGGCUAGGAUGAUUUAGCCCGUAUCAUGGCAGAUUAUUCUUGCAAUCUUUGUGUGUCUAAAAUGUAAAAUAUAUCUUCUUUCAACUCAUUUAUUACUUUCAAUUAUUGUAUUGUAUAUAAAUUGAUCCUUAUUUGAACAUAUAGGAACAUCAUUUAUUAUAAAACAUCUAUUGCUUUGUCUUUGUAAGGAAUAAAUUAAAUUAAUUGAAACCUUAAACUUUCCCAUUUGUUCAUCAACUGGUUUAAAUUAAGGAACUGGUUGACAGGGCCUACAUACAUUAACAAUUAUUGUUUGUACUACAUAACACUGUAUUUUAAUGUCCUUUGAAGGUUUUUCAUGGACUUGUAUAGAUCAAACAUUGAGUGUAUCAUACGCUUAUAUAGAUCCAAUUCUUUAAUGAGUUUCAUACACUUAUAUUAUAAAUCCAAUCUCUGAAUGUGUUUCAUACCCUUGUAUAGAUCUAUGGUUUAUUGUGCUUCAUACACAUGUAUAGGUCCAAUCUCUGAAUGUGUUUCAUACACUUGUAUUGUAGAUCCCAUAGUUGAAUGUGUUUCAUACCCUUGUAUAGAUCUAUGGUUUAUUGUGCUUCAUACACAUGUAUAGGUCCAAUCUCUGAAUGUGUUUCAUACACUGGUAUUGUAGAUCCCAUAGUUGAAUGUGUUUCAUACCCUUGUAUAGAUCUAUGGUUUAUUGUGCUUCAUACACAUGUAUAGGUCCAAUCUCUGAAUGUGUUUCAUACACUGGUAUAGAUCUAUGGUUUAUUGUGCUUCAUACACAUGUAUAGGUCCAAUCUCUGAAUGUGUUUCAUACACUUGUAUAGAUCUAUGGUUUAUUGUGCUUCAUACACAUGUAUAGGUCCAAUCUCUGAAUGUGUUUCAUACACUGGUAUAGAUCUAUGGUUUAUUGUGCUUCAUACACAUGUAUAGGUCCAAUCUCUGAAUGUGUUUCAUACCCUUGUAUAGAUCUAUGGUUUAUUGUGCUUCAUACACUUGUAUAGGUCCAAUCUCUGAAUGUGUUUCAUACACUGGUAUUGUAGAUCCCAUAGUUGAAUGUGUGUCAUACCCUUGUAUAGAUCUAUGGUUUAUUGUGCUUCAUACACAUGUAUAGGUCCAAUCUCUGAAUGUGUUUCAUACACUGGUAUAGAUCUAUGGUUUAUUGUGCUUCAUACACAUGUAUAGGUCCAAUCUCUGAAUGUGUUUCAUACACUUGUAUUGUAGAUCCCAUAGUUGAAUGUGUUUCAUACCCUUGUAUAGAUCUAUGGUUUAUUGUGCUUCAUACACAUGUAUAGGUCCAAUCUCUGAAUGUGUUUCAUACACUUGUAUUGUAGAUCCCAUAGUUGAAUGUGUUUCAUACCCUUGUAUAGAUCUAUGGUUUAUUGUGCUUCAUACACAUGUAUAGGUCCAAUCUCUGAAUGUGUUUCAUACACUGGUAUUGUAGAUCCCAUAGUUGAAUGUGUUUCAUACCCUUGUAUAGAUCUAUGGUUUAUUGUGCUUCAUACACAUGUAUAGGUCCAAUCUCUGAAUGUGUUUCAUACACUGGUAUUGUAGAUCCCAUAGUUGAAUGUGUUUCAUACCCUUUUAUAGAUCUAUGGUUUAUUGUGCUUCAUACACAUGUAUAGGUCCAAUCUCUGAAUGUGUUUCAUACACUGGUAUUGUAGAUCCCAUAGUUGAAUGUGUUUCAUACCCUUGUAUAGAUCUAUGGUUUAUUGUGCUUCAUACACAUGUAUAGGUCCAAUCUCUGAAUGUGUUUCAUACACUGGUAUUGUAGAUCCCAUAGUUGAAUGUGUUUCAUACACUUUUAUAGGUCCAAUCUUUGAAGGUGUUUCAUACACUUGUAUAGGUCCAAUCUUUGAAUGUGUUUCAUACACUUGUAUUAUAGAUCCAACGUUGAAUGUGCUACAUAUGCUUGUACAGGUUUUAUCUUUGAAUGUGUUUCAUACACUUGUAUGGGUCCAACGUUGAAUGUGUUACAUAUGCUUGUACAGGUUCUAUCUUUGAAUGUGUUUCAUACACUUGUAUGAGUCCAACGUUGAAUGUGUUACAUAUGCUUGUACAGGUUCUAUCUUUGAAUGUGUUUCAUACACUUGUAUGAGUCCAACGUUGAAUGUGUUACAUAUGCUUGUACAGGUUCUAUCUUUGAAUGUGUUUCAUACACUUGUAUGGGUCCAACGUUGAAUGUGUUACAUAUGCUUGUACAGGUUCUAUCUUUGAAUGUGUUUCAUACACUUGUGCAGAUCCAAUAUUGAAAAUUUGUGCAAUUGAUGCGUUUGUGAUCUCUAUUGUUUUCAUGAACUUAUAGUUAUUGUUUAUUUAUUUCAUCUUUAGCUCAACUUUUGGAAGAAUAAGGAGAGCUAUACUACUCAACCUAGUGUCACUGUCGACGUCACUCUGUCGCUUCACACUUUUGUUAAGGUUUUGCAUGUAAGCACCUUCCAAGUCAUUAUCUCAGGAAAUGCAUCAUGUAUUGCAUUGAAAUUAAGAUAUGAGUCCCCAAUUAUCCAACCUAAUUAGUUAUUCAUGUAAAAUAACUCUAUCUUGCAUAUAAUGCAAAUUAUUGCCCUUUAGUAUUGGUCUGAAAUUCUGGUUAUGGUUUUGCAUGAAACCACACAUAGGUUAAUAUGUCAGCAACUGCUUGAUGUACUGCAUUGGAAAUUUAUACAAAGGUACUCAACCAUCUAUCCUACAUGUACUUGAAUAAUUAAGUUUGGUCACCCUGUUUUGCAUAGAGUGCAUAUUAUGGUCCUUUAUUAUUUUAUUAAUAUCCUGGUUAAAGUUGUGCAUGUUACCACAUUUAAGUCAAUAUCUCAGCAAAUGCAUAUGUAUUGCAUUGACACUUUAUAUAAAGGCUCCCAACCAUCCAACCUUCUUAAAUAACCAAGUAAGAUAACUCAAUCUUGCAUAUAAUAUGAAUUUUUCCCCUUUCUUGUUUGAAUCAGAAAUUCUGGUUAAUGUUUUGCAUGAAAGCACAUAUAAAACUUUGCGACUACUUCAUGUAUUGCUUUGAAACUUUAUACAAUUAUGUAUGAUAACUCUAUCUUGCAUAUUAUGCAAAUUUUGCCCCUUUAUAUAUUUAACUGGUCAAGACUUUACAUUUUAUCUCAUUUUACAGUGAUCCAUGCACGUUUCACUAAAGCUUAAAAUCCUUAAAAAUAAAAGCAGAAAGUCGAGCCCUAUUACAACUCUUGUUUUGUUGUUGUUGUUUUUUAUACUUUUUUUACUUUUUAUUUGCUGAAGUUUGUUUAAUAUUAACAAUUUACAAUGUUAUUGUUAUAGCACAAAUGUACAUGUAGGUCAUAUUUGUUUUGAUAUGCAGUAAAUACAUUACACAGUUAUACCUUA